Setaria italica (foxtail millet) is the source of this 1428-nucleotide messenger RNA. RefSeq lists its product as uncharacterized. Bases 242 to 1042 code for a protein of 266 amino acids. The transcript is spliced from 4 exons. The record is from RefSeq and is a predicted model, not a curated record. NCBI's taxonomy places the organism in Eukaryota, Viridiplantae, Streptophyta, Magnoliopsida, Poales, Poaceae.
GCCCUCAGGAGUCAGGAGCCCAAUUUUGUGUGUUCUUCAGCCUCCUUUCCCGCAGGAGAGAGAAAGAGAGCUCUAGAGAGAGAGGCUCCCAAAUCGAUCUUCUUCCCAACCACGAAUCCAUCUUCUUCUCUGCGAGCGGCGGCGAAUCUGAGAGCCCCUCGCCGAGCGGAGGCGAAUCUGAGAGCCCCUCGCCGAGCGGAGGCGGCGAGUCCGUGAUGGUCGCCCGCCGGCGGGCGCGGACAUGCACCAUCGCCCCGCUUCCUCCGCCGUCGCCGCCGAGUCGUCGCUGCCCCUCUCCCCCGCCGACGGCUUCCUCUGCGUGAAGGACGGCGUGGACGGGAUGAUCAAGUACGUCGCCAACGAGCCCUCCGUCGGGCUCUACUUCGUCCAGCAACACUCCCGGGCGUCCAUGCCCAUCCUCCUCGAUGUCAAGGGUAAACUUGUGGAAAAGACUCAUGAGGUAACACUGCACACAGAAGACAUGGAGGAUUCAAUUUGUGCCGUGAGAUCCAUGGCUGAUUUUGGACUUCCACUUGCUGAUGAUAUGAUCAAGGACAUAAAUAGAUCGCUGCAAAUAAUGUCAAAGACCCAACCAAAGAGAGGGUUGAUCCAGAACCCCAGUUGGGGUUUCCAAUCAGGGAAAAGCUCAGGAACAUGGGAGGAGUUGGGUGCUACCAAUGGAAGUAGCAGCCGGAACUACCUCUCUUCAAUGUUCAACACCGCCAAGCAGAAGGCGUCCAGUCUCAGGUGGCCACAGCCUGAUUUUACAACAAAAGAUGACAGUAGUGAGAAUUCAGCAACAUCUGCUGCCCCAGAAUCAUCCCAAGCUGAUGGACAAGGUGCAUCAAUGCCAGAUACAGAAAGGGAUGAGGUCCCCAUUUCAAGUCGACUGUCAGAUGGUACAUCCCCUACGAACAAGGGCUUGCCUGCUACUGAUAUUGCCGAAACGGUGGAGACUUACAAUAAGUUCAAAGAAGAACAAGAACUGAAACUUCAGGAGUGGCUUAGAGAGUCUGAAAAAGCUGAAGAUAAUAGAGACUGAGUCUGUUAUAAGACAACUCCUUCAGUUCUGCGACAUUGUUAGAGCAUAACAAGGCGUCUCCAUUUCCGAAUUCAGUAAACUCCCAGUAAAAACAGAGAACAUGGUACUUUUCAUGAGACAGCUUGAUGAGUACAGAUGCUGGAAUACUGUAAUUUGCGAGAUCCUUUUUGUCAUAUUGAUCGUGAAAUUUAAUGGUCAUCAGUGUACUCUGAAACAGCCUGAAGAACAUAGCAUUUUUGCCUAACACGAUUACACCUGUACUGCUAGUGUCGACUGUCGAGUGAGAUAUGCUUGUGAAACAGCCUGAAUAUACUUGCAUCAAGAAAAGGGGUGUCUAUAUUAGUCGGAUCUCAUUGCAGGCUGAGAUAAUGAACGAAGUUUUUCCA